Sphaeroforma arctica JP610 is the source of this 1835-nucleotide messenger RNA. RefSeq names its product succinyl-CoA:3-ketoacid-coenzyme A transferase 1, mitochondrial. The record is from RefSeq and is a predicted model, not a curated record. Gene Ontology annotation, cellular component: mitochondrion. Lineage: Eukaryota; Ichthyosporea; Ichthyophonida. Gene Ontology annotation, biological process: ketone body catabolic process. Bases 215 to 1768 code for a protein of 517 amino acids. Gene Ontology annotation, molecular function: succinyl-CoA:3-oxo-acid CoA-transferase activity. The transcript has 11 exons.
GGACGACUUUCUAGAGUACAGACUACACAGUCAUAUAGUCAGACAGUGAGCGGGCCUUGGGGACACUAAAUAUUCAGCAGUGUUGUAUUGCGUCGCACGAACUUUGAAGUAAAAAGUAAAUAUAAACAAAGGAGCUGGCUGGAAGUGCAAGCACACACACGAGCAUACUAUCCAUAAGUAGUAUAGAGUCGACUGGAGGAUAUAAACAAGCAUCAUGUUGAGUAUAAGUUCGCGCUCCAACUGCGCCCGAAUCGUAGCAAAACGGCAAGCAGUCAUCGCAGCGAAGUUGCGCAGCUAUUCGUCGACAAACUUAAAACCUCUCGGCCGACUACAGAUAUGUGAUACAGCCGAAGAGGCUGUGAAAGAUAUUCCCGAUGGAUCGAAACUGUUAGUUGGUGGCUUCGGACUGUGCGGUAUUCCAGAGCAUCUAAUCAAAGCCCUGAAGCAGCAAGGGACGAAGGACCUCACCUGCGUGAGUAACAAUGCUGGUGUUGACGAUGCUGGACUUGGACUACUUUUAAAGGGUAAACAAAUCAAGCGUAUGAUUUCGUCCUACGUGGGUGAGAAUGCGGAGUUUGAGAGACAGUUCCUCAAUGGUGAACUCGAGGUCGAACUUACGCCACAGGGAACUCUUGCAGAGAGAUGUCGUGCUGGCGGAGCUGGGGUGCCCGCUUUCUUCACCCCCACAGCUUACGGAACAGUUGUGCACACGGGCGGUUCGCCUAUCAAGUACACGGAAGAUGGCAAGGAAAUUGCUAUCGCGAGCAAACCACGUGAGGAGAGACAGUUCAAUGGACGCGACUAUAUCAUGGAAGAGGCUAUUACAGGAGAUUACGCACUAGUGAAGGCAACCAAGGCUGACACCGCUGGCAAUCUGAUCCUCGCGAAGACGACGCAGAACUUCAACAACGCGAUGGCUCGAGCUGCCAAGAUCACAAUUGCAGAGGUUGAAGAGAUCGUGCCUGCCGGUGAACUGAGCCCUGAGGCUAUCCACGUGCCUGGAAUCUAUGUCAACCGCCUCGUAAUUACUAAGCCCGAGAAACGCAUCGAGAAGACGACGUUAUUCAGAGAGCCACCAUCCGCUGGAGAGGCCGAGCACGAGCUAAGCACAAGAGAGAAGAUCGUACGCCGCGCCGCCAAGGAGUUCAAGGAUGGUAUGUUUGUCAACUUGGGCAUCGGUAUGCCCAUGAUGGCUUCCAAUUACAUUCCUGAGAAUGACACCGUAUGGCUCAUGUCCGAGAAUGGAAUUAUGGGGCUAGGACCAUUCCCUACCAAAGACCAGGUCGACGCUGAUCUCAUUAAUGCUGGAAAGGAGACGGUCACCAUUGUCAAGGGCGGUGCAUACUUCGGAAGUGACGAGAGUUUCGCUAUGAUUCGCGGGGGUCACAUCGACAUGACUGUUCUAGGCGCUAUGCAAGUGUCCGAGAAGGGAGACCUAGCGAACUGGAUGAUCCCUAAGAAGAUGGUGAAGGGUAUGGGAGGUGCCAUGGACUUGGUCAGCACUCGCGGAACAAAGACGAAAGUCAUCAUCACAAUGGAACACACUGCCAAGGGUGGUAAGCACAAGAUUCUGAGCGAGUGCAAUCUGCCGUUGACAGGCCAGCGAUGCGUGAGUCGCAUUAUUACUGAGAAGGCUGUCUUUGACGUGACGCCUACUGGAUUGCUUCUGCAAGAAAUCGCAGAGGGAUUGACCGUUGAUGAUAUAAAAGAAGCCACAGGAGCUUCGUUUAGCGUUGCCGAUAAAAUUGCGACCAUUCAAUAUGCUUAGAAAGAAUACAGUAAAUUUGAGACCAUACUGUAUGCUUAAAAAUAAAUAAAUACUACACAAUACACGU